This is a messenger RNA of Lathyrus oleraceus (garden pea), 2069 nucleotides long. RefSeq names its product aspartic proteinase-like protein 1. The transcript has 10 exons. The record is from RefSeq and is a predicted model, not a curated record. NCBI's taxonomy places the organism in Eukaryota, Viridiplantae, Streptophyta, Magnoliopsida, Fabales, Fabaceae. Gene Ontology annotation, molecular function: aspartic-type endopeptidase activity. Gene Ontology annotation, biological process: proteolysis. Bases 244 to 1836 code for a protein of 530 amino acids.
UUACCUUUUUCCAUCAGUUAACUACUUUAUUCCGCCACCCACAAAUAGAAAACCAAGUUUGUCACUCUCAUUCACACUCACUCAGACACACCACACACAGUGAUGAAUGAAUGAACGAUGAUGCACACUACGCACCCCUCACUCAACAACUCAUAACCUCUUAAUUACUUUCACUAAUUAACACUAAUCUCGACCUAAUCACUUUCUCCAUCGGAAAAACAAACUACUAGAUCUCGAUCUCCGAUGCCGUCACGGUGGCGGUUGUUGCUUCCGUUUCUACUCUCGGUGACUGUUACUUACGCAAUGCAGGUUCCGACCACCUUUUCCACCAAGCUGGUUCACCGAUUCUCCGAAGAAAUGAAUCCGGUUCCGGUUCAGACCGGUGACUUGCCGGUCCGGCGGAGCAUGCACUACUACCACAGGCUUCUUAGAUUCGACUUUGUCAGGCAUAAAGUUAACCUCGGUGGCGCUCGUCACCAGCUUCUGUUUCCUUCUCAAGGUAGCAAAACGAUGUCGUUUGGAAACGACUUAGCCUGGUUGCAUUACAUGUGGAUUGAUAUAGGGACACCGAGUACUUCGUUUCUUGUAGCAUUGGAUGCUGGGAGUGAUCUUCUUUGGGUUCCUUGUGAUUGCAUACAGUGUGCUCCCUUGUCUGCCAGUUUCUAUGCCAGUUUGGAUAGAGAUCUGAAUGAGUAUAGCCCUUCUAGUUCGUUAUCCAGCAAGCAUCUAUCUUGCAGCCAUCGGUUAUGUGAUAUGGGUUCAAAUUGUAAAACUUCCAAGCAGCAGUGUCCGUAUACUAUCAAUUACAUGUCAGAGAAUACAUCAAGUUCUGGAUUGUUAGUUGAGGACAUAUUGCAUCUUCAAUCCGGCGAUGGCAGUGGCAGCUCAUCUAACUCUUCUGUUCAGGCUUCAGUUCUUGUCGGGUGUGGUAUGAAGCAAAGUGGUGAAUAUUUGAAUGGCAAUGCUCCGGAUGGUCUCAUUGGUUUGGGACCUGGAGAGAGUUCAGUUCCGAGUUUUCUUGCUAAAUCAGGAUUAAUCCAUGAUUCUUUUUCGUUGUGCUUUAAUGAAGAUGAUUCCGGUAGAUUAUUUUUUGGUGAUCAAGGAUCAACCGUGCAACAGUCUACUCCAUUCUUGCCCUUGGAUGGAUUAUUUUCAACCUACAUUGUUGGAGUGGAGGCCUGUUGUAUUGGGAAUUCUUGUCCUAAAUUAACAAGUUUUAAUGCUCAGUUUGAUAGUGGGACAUCGUUUACGUUUCUUCCGGGUCAUGCAUAUGAAGCAAUAGCUGAGGAGUUUGACAAACAAGUAAAUGCUACAAGAUCAACCUUUCCAGGAUCUCCUUGGGAGUAUUGUUAUGUACCCAGUUCGCAACAGCUGCCUAAGAUUCCCGCAUUGACACUCACGUUCCAACACAAUAACAGUUUUGUGGUCUAUAAUCCCGUGUUUGUAUUUUACAACGAACAGGGAAUUGAUGGAUUUUGUUUAGCAAUACAGCCAACCGAAGGGGAUAUGGGAACAAUUGGACAAAAUUACAUGACGGGAUACCGGUUGGUUUUUGAUAGGGAAAACAAGAAGCUAGCAUGGUCACGCUCAAAUUGUCAGGACCUCAGUCUUGGUAAAAAGAUGCCCCUAUCCCCUCUAAACAAGACAUCAUCGAACCCGCUGCCUGCAGAUGAGCAGCAAAGAAUCAAAGGGCAUGCAGUGGCUCCAGCUGUUGCUGGAAAAGCUCCUCAAAAUCCUUCAGUUGUUUCAUCUCAGACAUCUCCAAUGCUUUCACACUGGCAACAUUGGCACUGCUAUUGUUUGCUUCUAUUUCAACUUCUGUUAGCCUUUUACUAAGACGUUCACGUUCGCACUAUUUCUAGUAGCCUGUCUAAAAGUGUUACAUGUGUAUCUAAAUCUGUCAUGUUCUGUCCUAGGUUUGUAAGUAUGUUAGAUCUUACACCCUUUCUAUGCUGCCUGUUGUUUUUAACAGUCAGCAUUAGAUUCCUAGAACUCGUAGUGAGGUUAUGUAAAUUAAUUUGUUUGGUAUUAAGGGUUCUUUUAUUAGAAAGUUUAACUCAUUUUUUUUA